AUGAGUGAUCAACAAGAAGAGUCCAGUGCUAAUGGUGUUAACAAACUAUACAUGGAGGCAAUGUUAGCCGAAGUUAAGAAGCUUGUGACCGUGAGCCUCGAGGAGUUUCGACAGGAGAUUCAAGAGCAGACCAAACCAAAGGCUAACAAAGAUAAGAGAAGAGAUCUAGGAAAAGAACCUGAGGAAGUCUUGGAACCGACUAGACCUCUCAGAGAUGAUGCGGCCACAGAUUAUUACGGUCCUCUUAGUAGUUCCUCAAGAGACAGCCGAAGAAGGCAUAGGCGACACAAGGAAGAUCGAGUUCAAGAGGGUUUUGGAGGAGUUAAACUCAGGAUCCCUCCUUUUCACGACAAAAACGACCCUGAUGCCUACUUAGAGUGGGAAAAGAAGAUAGAAUUGUUGUUUAAUUGCCAACAAUUCGCCGGGAUUAAUCGAGUGAAGAUAGCCACCACCGAGUUCUACGAUUAUGCUCUUUGUUGGUGGGAUCAGGAGGAGAUGAAAUCUCUCAUGAGAAAAAGGUUUGUGCCAAGUCACUACCAUAGAGAAUUGCACCAAAGACUUAGACGGCUCACACAAGGCAACCGAUCUGUUGAAGAUUACUAUCAAGACAUGGAGACCUUGAUCCUACGAGCUGAUAUUCGAGAAGAUGCUGAAGCCACUAUGUCUCGUUUCUUAGGAGGAUUGAACAGAGAGAUUCAAGACAAGCUUGAGAUGCAGCAAUAUGAGGAAUUAGAAGAUAUGUUGCACAAGGCCAUCCUCAUAGAACAACAGCUCAAGAGGAGAAACACCAAAACCGUUUAUGGAGCUGGAGGAAUGCCUACUAAACCGAGAUAUUCUAGAGAGGAGAAGUCGAGUUCAGUAUCAAAAGAAGAGAAGCCAGCUGGUGUCUCUAAAGAGGAACCUAAGUCAUUCACUUCGGUAUCAGAUAACCGAAACAAAGCUAUGGGGUCAACAAGAACCAGAGACAUUAAGUGUUUCAAGUGUCUUGGAAGUGGGCAUUACGGAAACAAGUGUUCGAAUAAGAAGAUCAUGAUACUCAAGGACGAUAGCGAAUGGGAAUCAACAGCUGAGUCUGAAGCCGAAUCUCAUUCUGAACAUGAAGAGCUUCCUGCUCAAGGCUCCUUACUUGUAUCAAGAAGGUCUCUAAGCGUGCAAGCCAAAGCUAUGGAAGAGGAGCAGAGAGAGAAUUUGUUUCAUAGCCGGUGCCUUGUACAAGGAGAAGUUUGUAGUCUCAUCAUAGAUGGCGGUAGCCGCACCAACGUAGCCAGUCAAGAGAUGGUUCAAAAGCUCAUACUAGCCACCGAGAAGCACCCCCGACCCUAUAAGCUCAACUGGUUGAAUAAUGAUGGGGAAUUAAAGGUCAACAGCCGUGUCAUGGUCCCUAUUACUAUUGGAGGAUAUGAAGACGAGAUACAGUGUGAUGUGUUGCCCAUGGACGCAGGACACAUAUUUCUAGGCAGGUGA
Messenger RNA from Eutrema salsugineum, 1464 nucleotides. RefSeq lists its product as uncharacterized. Lineage: Eukaryota; Viridiplantae; Streptophyta; Magnoliopsida; Brassicales; Brassicaceae. The transcript is spliced from 2 exons. The record is from RefSeq and is a predicted model, not a curated record. Bases 1 to 1464 code for a protein of 487 amino acids.